Bactrocera dorsalis (oriental fruit fly) is the source of this 11941-nucleotide messenger RNA. RefSeq lists its product as uncharacterized. Bases 4667 to 6025 code for a protein of 452 amino acids. The transcript is spliced from 3 exons. The record is from RefSeq and is a predicted model, not a curated record. NCBI's taxonomy places the organism in Eukaryota, Metazoa, Arthropoda, Insecta, Diptera, Tephritidae.
CUCGACCUGCAUCCUGCCCGCUGUCUGGAAUAUGCAAGUUAUCGCGAGAAAACGACACACCCUAAUUCCCGUCGUAAUAAGAGCCUACCACUCUGCACAUGUCGCUAAGUUAGCACAUUUUGCGUGAGAACAUUGGCCAGACAUCAAAGUAAACUAACACCAUGCACGAGGCGCAAGGUCAGCAAAACGUCAGCAGAGGAGCCACAACGCGAUGCGGGUUGGUGGCUUGAGCUAAGUUAGGGAUAAUUAUAAGUUUCACUUUAUACUUGACAACUAAGCCGAGAUGACGGCAAAUAAAGUAAUUUUGAAUUAAACAUUACAUUUGAAUAAUUGGCGCCCAACGUGGGGCCCGCGAGUGAAAAGUUUAAUAGAAAAAUAUGAAGUUCUUAACUCGACUCGUGUAACUACGACAGCUGGCUCACUUAAAAUCAACAACAAUCAACUACUUGGACUCAACGUGGACUUAAAGAAGAGACAACCUUUGGCCCGAUCAACUAACCGGAAGAACCUAAUCUAUUCAAAUCCAAUGGAAGGAUUUCUGUGAUUGGUGCUGAUAGCUCAUAAAAUCUCAUGAACUCGUCUACAUGGAUGUCUUUAGCCGGUAUACUUAGAUCGGAAAGCAUUUGUUACUCUUAUAACUGUGAGUUUAAACAGCGCAAUUAUUGGUCUGGUAUAGGUUAUGUCUUGUGCCUGUAUCCAAACUGGAGCAGCAUAUAGUAGUACUGAGCUCAUCGCUUUUGCGAUUAGAAGUCGACGGCUGGAGCACACAGAGCUCCAUUCUUGAUAUUAUUGGAGCCCAAUAUUAUCUCUAAAUACUUCUACUGUGGCUGUGAAGUAAUCGCAUACUCUUCUAUAGUGCGAGUUAUUUUUUCCUAAAAUUUUCUGGAGGUUAUGAGCAAUACUUUAGUUUUGUGCUUAGCCAGUUCCACACUCAUGGGAGCCAACCAUUGGCGUACACCAUUUAUGCAUUCAUAACAUUUAUUUUGAUCGUCAUCAAGUUGUUAGCUACUCCUACCACUAUAUGGUCAUCACCGCAACAGCGGCAAUAUGGCAAACGGAAGGGAGUAGUUUCAAAAAACAAACAGCGGGAGAGGAAACGGGUUUGUCUGGAUAGAAAAGAAAGCAUUACGGUAAUAAGUUGCUACCUGACACCGAGCGACCCUAUUACAGAAUUCCAAGCAAAGCUCGAUGCUAUAGAGGAUGCUGCACGACAAAGAAACCGUCACUUAAUCAUAGCCGGAGACUUCAACGCCAAGGCCACGGAAUGGGACACACCACUUUACAAACUCAAGGGGGCGGAAAAUUCUGGACAUGGCGGCUAGAUUAGGCCUUAUCGUCGCAAAUAGGGGAUCCCAAACUACCUUCAGAAGACCAGGAUGCAACGGCACAACCCCCGAUAUCACGCUGGUAUCCGAAGGAUUCGCAAGCCAGCUGCGCGAGUGGAAAGUCUUGAAAGACUAUACUGGUAGCGACCACCAAUACAUAUCCUACCUCAUAGGCCCAGAUAAAAAUCCAGCAACGACGAUAAGAAGAGGAACACGUAAAUGGAACGCUUCUAGGCUAGACUCAGAAAAGCUUCUCGCAGCCGUAGAUGAAACACCACCAAAAUAUCACGCAAGUAGCACAGCUAGGCUGAUCGUCCAAGCAACUCUGAGCACCAUCACUGAGGCAUGUAAAGUAGCAAUGCCUAAAAUAAAAGGCGGACAUCCAAAGAAAGAAGUUUACUGGUGGACGGACGAAAUCCGCAACCUUAGACAAACUUGCCUGUGCAAAAGACGACGAUAUACAAGAGCUAGAAGAAGAGGAAGAAACGGAACGGAAGAACAUAAGGAAUAUAAAGCUGCGAAAACUGAGCUGAAAGACGCAAUAACAAGGACAAAGAAAGAUAAAUGGGAAGAGCUACGUAACGAUAUAAACAAAAAUCCGUGGGGUCUCGGAUACAAGAUUGUGAUGAAAAAACUCGGAGCAAAACAGGCCACCCCUGAGUUAAACGCCGCAGCUAUGGAGAACAUCGUAAACACCCUGUUCUCAACCCAUGAUCUGGGAAGAGACCCACCAGAACAUAAACAAGAGAGCUCAUGUCCGCCUUUCACAUUGGAGGAAAUGAAUACUGCAGCAAACACUCUAAAGACCAGAAAAGCCCUUGGGCCUGAUGGGAUACCGGUGGAAGUGCUAAAGCUAAUCGCUACGGAACGCCCGCACUUACUGCUAUCCAUGUAUAAUGCAUGUCUGAACGAGGGCAUUUUCCCAGAAAUAUGGAAUAGGCAGUAUCUGACCCUAAUAAGCAAAGGCAAAGGAGGCCCAGGAACACCAUCAGCAUACCGACCCCUAUGCAUGCUAGAUACAGCAGGAAAGUUGCUAGAAAGACUGCUGAAACCCCGCAUCAUAUCCGCCAUAAACGACGCUGGAGGCCUAUCAGAGCGACAACACGGAUUCACACCAGGCAGGUCCACCAUCGGAGCUGUGGAAGACGUCGUGCGCAGCGUGGAGGAAGCUCAUCGGAAAAAUAACUUCUCGAGACCAAUAGUCCUCCUCGCAACAAUUGACAUAAGGAAUGCAUUCAAUAGCGCAAAAUGGGCAAAUAUGAUCGACACAGGCAUGGUUGGACUCACACGGCCUCAGCCUAGCCGCAGAAAAAACAGAACUGAUCCUGCUCACUAGGAAACACAUCCCGCUGGAGGAAAACAUGCAAGUCCAUUCAGAAACUAUCCAAACGACGAAAACCCUAAAAUGCCUAGGAAUAAGAAUGGACAACAAAUUGACGUACUGGGCUCAAAUCCAGCACGCUGCAAAAAAGGCAGCCAAUAUAACAAUGGCGCUAUCAAGACUCAUGGCAAACACCGGUGGCCCACUUGCAAGCAGAAGGAAAUUGCUUAUGGACACACUGUGUUGUACUAUUAUACGGGACCGAAAUAUGGGCCGACACAUUAAAGGUAGAACAUGGAACGAAAGUGCUAGCAAAAGUGCAGAGGACAGCAGCCCUAAGAGUCGCCUCGGCGUACCGCACUGUAUCCGAACCCGCAGUGCUAGUGAUAAGCGGCGUCAUCCCAAUAGAUCUUCUCGCAAAGGAGAGAAGACAACUCUGGCUAUGGAAGAAAGACGGAAUAGAAAUACACAUGGCCACAAGACAACAGGCGAGGAAGCAAACUUUUGAACUCUGGCAAGAUCGGUGGACAAAAGAGAGCAAAGGAAGAUGGACCGCCAAACUGAUUAAGGAAAUAGAGACGUGGCACAGCAGAAAACACGGCGAGGUAAAUUACUACAUAACACAGAUGCUGUCUGGACACGGGUAUUUCCGCAAAUACCUGUACAACAUGGGAAAAACAGAAAGUCCAGCAUGUAUUUAAGGAGACGACCCGCUAGAUGAUGCAAACCAUACCUUUUUCAAGUGCCACCGAUGGAAAGAAGCCCGAAGAACUGUAGAAAACAAGCUCGGAGAACUAAGUACGGAAGAUAUUUCAGGAAAAAUGAUAGCAAGCAAGGAAAACUGGGAAACAAUUGCCGGGUACGUAGAACUUGUUUUACGCACUAAAAAAAGAGACAUGGAUGCGGACUCGAAUAGAAGAUGAGCCAAUAGCUUAAUGCUGGCUAGAAAACCGUAGGCAUCCCUGGACGCAGGGAGAGUAGAAACUGACCUGUAAUGGUCCAUCCUGGAAACCUUGCCCUGAAGUAAUGCGAAAGCGGUCCCGGGGUAGGGAAAAGUCCAUGAUAGAAGGGGGGAGUGUUUUAGUGGGUACACCACUCACAUAGGAUGACGAUCCCUAUACGGUGCGAAGGCAUUUUUAGUCAAUUUUUAGGCAAUUUUAGUUCAAUUAAAUUCCAACUUAUAAAAUGCCUAAACAAAGUUUAAAAAGCAAAAUAAUCGAAUUUAAAAUAAGUUCUGCUAUUCAGGAAAUGGACUUUAUUGAAGGUAUUUGCUUAUUAAAUAAUCAGAAUUUUAAGGAUUCAAAAAAUGCUUUGUAAAAAAUUUGCAGACAUCUUGCAUAAUUUGCUGAUUGUAAACAAAAACAGCUGUUAAUAGCAGAUUUUCCAAUAAGAAAAUCUAAAUGGAAAUGCCAUUCGCUUAGUUUUAUUUAUUUUUUGUGCUGCCAUUUAGUAAAAUUCCAACGAUUUUCUAACACUGGAAAUAAGCAAACAACCACACAAUCUGUAAACAAGGUCCCAGGUUGGUCAACUUUGGUUAUUUUGUCAUAACGCAUUUUGUUGUUGUUUACUUAAUCACAUAACCACAUAACCCGAUAACCACCUUAUCGUGAACAGCCUAUAAAUGGUCAUCCGCGUAUGCUAUUAGUAAAGAAAUUUCACCCAAAAAAUUGGGAGGAGCAGCUAUAUUAUUAGAAGCUUUUACUAAAAACCACCACGAAGUUAUUAAAGACAUCCUCUUUGAAGUUGGUUGCCUUGCCGUGGCGAAGGGGCUUAAGUAAGAAUAAAGUGUGCAUCCCAAAGGAAACGCACUCUAAUCUUACGAACUAAGAGGGACACUUUAUAAUUUCCCACAAUAGUGGUAUGGAUGAAUAAACCCUAGGUUUUACGCCCAUCUCCUAUUGUGGAAUUGUGAGGAUACCCGAAUCAACACCACCCUAAGCCAAGGUGUCGAGGUACCCGUGCCAAGGGCUGAAUGGUCAGCGGGGGGUAAUAAAUAGCUGAUCGCGAACGGUCCCCUCCGAUGCCCGGGCGAGGUCGGAGGUAUAAAUCGCCUUCUCUCCGUAUACCGGCUCUGCGGACGAGUGACCAACCCUUUCCGGAUUACUCGUGGGACCAAAACAACAAACAAACAAACAACUUAACAACAACAACAACAACAACAACUACAACAACCAUGACGACGACAACAGCGACGACUACGGACAUGAGUUAUAGGAUUCCUAUCACGGAAUCCGAAGAGGACGAAUUGCUUGCCUCCAGCCAGGAGACAAGUAAGAGUACUACCGGACGUACCAACCAAAGUACACCGGUAUAUACAGCAGACAAACCAUCAAAUUUAAGGGAGGAGGCGUCCACCUCCAAAGCUGCCAUGAGCACCAACCAAAGUGCACUGGCGGCUAAAGGAGACAGCAGAAAGAAACGCAAAAAAUCCCAGAAUCAGCUGAGAAAAAACCGGUACCAGAGGGCAGUCUUCAUACUAGGGAAGAUAGCCAAAGGACAGGCAGCCGGUACCCCAGUUGAUGAGGCUGAAACAAAGCGCCUCAAAUCUAUUGUAGAGGAAUAUGAGAGCUACCUGAAAAGGAAGCAAUCACAACCUCAAGAAGAGAGCAAACGAGAGAGCACUUCUCAGAAGAGAAAUCGCUCCACCACAGAAGUACCCGGAGCUCAGCCCAAAAAACCGAGGAGGAGUGAGGGUGAACACAGCAGUACAACAACGGCAAGGCAUUUCUGCGAUGUAGCCAGGGAUAGCCUGCAGGUGGCCAUAAUAGAUGGGAAAUCCUCCUCUCCGAGCACUAUUCAGGAGAGAUGGGUGGAGAUCGAUGUCAGAUUGUCGAGUAUGGUGCUAAGCUAUGUACUCGACAAUCCUGCGGGUCCCCACCCGGAGUUUGACUCCUCUGAGACCUUCAGGGGCUACAGGGUCAUCAAGUGCGCGGACCAGGCCUCGCUAGAUUUCCUGACGGGUAGUGCUGCUAAAAUUAGCAACGCCUUUGUAGGCCUCCAAUUGAGGCUUAUACCCGCUAGGGAUAUUCCAAAGAGGCCUCGGGCUCGCAUUUGGUUACCCCCACUAGAGGAGCCAGGCGAAAAACUCCUGAGGUGCAUUAAGCUGCAGAACAAAUCUAUACCUGGUAUAGAUGAGUGGCAGCUUAUAAAGGAGGAAAACCCAAACAAAGCAAGCAAGCCAAUACUAGUGGCCAUUUGUGAUGAGUCCAUUGAGGCUCUGAAGAAGACUGACAAAAAAAUCAGCUUCGGAAUACGCAAGGCAAGAAUAAAAAUCUUCCAAGGCGACAAAGCGGCUGACGAAGACGACACGGAAGAGGUCGACGACGCCAGCCAGUUGCUAAGGAAUGUGGGCAUUGAAGAACCCCGAGAUGCCCAAUAACAACAGCAUAAGAUGCGUACAGAUUAACCUGUAGCACUCGAAGAGUGCUACAGCCAAUCUGACAACCCUCGUGAACGAGGGGGGCAUCGACACAAGCCUAAUACAGGAGCCCUGGGUCAAUGAAGACUCCAUAAAAGGGCUAAACAGCAGCAAUUAUAACCUGUUUUACACGCGGAACAGAGGUAAACCUAGGGCAUGCAUUCUUAUCAAUAAAAGUAUAAAUGCAUUUCUUUGUCCUAAUUACAGCACAGCAGAUAUCACAGUGGUGAAGGUGGAACAGAAGGAAAAGCCCUUCUUCUUGGUCUCGGCCUACUUGGCCCAUGACGAAGACAUACCACCGGCCCCGCUCACCAGGCUAGUAGAGUAGAACAAGAAGGAUGAUGUCCUAAUAGGGUGUGAUGCAAAUGCAAGGCACACCGUAUGGGGUAGCUCCAUUAGAAACACCAGAGGUGAGUCACUCUUGCAGUAUAUUUUGAAUAGUAAUCUAAGUAUUUGCAACAAGGGCGAUAAGCCAACUUUUAUUUUUCCCAAGCUCACGCUAUCAACAGACACAGACAGUCUCGUUGUGGAGGGUGUCCGAGGAGCCUUCCAUGUCGGAUCACUCCUGGAUACUCUUCAGCAUCCGCGAGAGGUACAGUCCGCCUCUCACAUACCGGAACCCUAGAAGAACGGCAUGGGGAAAAUUUACCAGUAUAGCAACAAAAUGCCUCGAAAAGGGAGGCAAUAAGAGUAUCAGAAAUCCAGAGGAACUAGAUUCAGAAGUAGAGAAGUUGGAAAAAAUCCUAAUCACAACUUUUAUUAAAUCUACUCCGCUAACAGUUUUGAAAAAGAGAAAGUCUCUUCCUUGGUGGAACAGUGAACUCAAGAAUUUGAGAACACAACUAAGGAAAGCUUUCAAUGAGAGUUUUAGAACUAAAAUAUGGCAGCCAUAUAAAACCUUAUGAAGGAAUACAAAAAAGCAGUCAGGAAAGCUAAAAAUGACUCAUGGCGAGCUUUCUGCACAUCGAUUGAAAGUUGCAGAAAAGCCGCUAGGCUGAGUAAAAUGCUAGCCAAAGACCAUAUUAAUACUGCCUACAUUAGGGCGGAGGGAAGUGAUUGGACCUCCUCGGCAAAAGAGUCUCUGGAGGUACUAAUCACAACACACUUCCCCGGGAGUCAGCAAACACCUUCAACGAGGGUUCAACCGGAACCACCGGUGAACGCAGCUGACUGUCGAAGCCAAAUAGUAGACAAAAGAAAAAUCAAAUAUGCUAUAAAUUGUUUUGCACCAUUUAAAGCGGCAGGUCCUGACGCGAUUAUGCCCAUAAUGCUGCAGAAACUGGUAGAACCAAUGGCUCUAAGGCUUGAAAAUAUAUACAAAGCAAGCAUUCAACUAUCUUACAUCCCAAGAAGUUGGAAAAGGAGUAAAGUUGUGUUUCUUCCGAAACCAGGCAGAAGAACGCACGAGAACGCCAAGGAUUUUAGACCUAUAAGCCUUACCUCAUUUAUGCUGAAGGUACUAGAAAGGCUAAUAUAUAUACACGUAAGAACAAUAAUGGCGGAGAAGUUAUCGAAGUCCCAACAUGCGUACAUAAAGGGCCGAUCAACCGAAACCGCCCUUCACGAAGUGAUAAGUAUGACUGAAAAAUCACUGCACCACAAACAAUACACCAUGGCUGCUUUUCUAGACAUAGAGGGCGCUUUCAAUAACAUAGAAGUAAAUACGAUAAUUAAUUCUCUGGCGCAUGGGGGCAUAGAUGACACUGUGUACAGAUGAAUACUAUCGAUGCUUGAGAAUAGGAAGAUUAUAGCUUCAAACGGCGCUGCAACACAAACAAGUUAUGUGAGUAGAGGGACGCCUCAAGGGGGGGUCCUCUCUCCGCUUCUAUGCGUUGUAGCGCUGAACGAAAUACUCCUCCAAUUAAACGGUGGAGGAGUGAAAGCAGUAGCGUAUGCAGACGAUAUAGUGUUGUUGGUAUCAGGUAUGUUUCCUUCAACAGUCAGCGAGAUUAUGGAAAGAGCACUUCGUAGGUUAAACCUAUGGGCUAAAAGCAAUGGUCUAGGAGUUAACCCGAACAAAACAGAACUGAUGCUAUUCACUAGCAGAACCAAAAUACCUCAGUUUCAACUUCCGGUACUAAACGGCACAACACUCACUCUAUCCCCAACAGCUAAGUAUUUGGGGGUGGAGAUUGACGCCAAACUGUCCUGGAAAAUAAAUAUAGAAAAAAGAAUAAACAAAGCAUACAUGGCCUUCUAUACUUGUAAGAAAAUUGUCAACAAGAAUUGGGGCCUCAAACCAAGUAUAAUCAUGUGGAUGUACACGGCGGUCAUAAGACCCAUACUCACAUAUGGAGCUCUGGUAUGGUGGCCAGCGCUAAACAAACUGUACAACAUUAGAAAAUUAAAUGGAAUACAAAGAGCAGCAUGUGCGGGUGUUACAGGCGCAAUCAGGUCAUGUCCGACUGAUGCGCUCAAUGUGAUCCUGCAUCAACUACCAAUGGACAUUUUUAUUCAAAAAACAGCAGCUAUUGCGGCGAUAAGAAUAAAAGAAUUGGGAGGUUGGAAUCAGCAGAACUACGGACAUAGUGUAAUCCUAAACAAACUCACUAUUAAUAAAUCAGACUACAUUCUCCCAAAGCUGGAUUUCAAUAGACACUUCCAGGUGAGGAUACCAUCUAGACGAGAAUGGAGAAGAGGUUCAAUUGCAGAGGAGGGUACCACCUCAGUCUAUACCGACGGGUCCAAAAUGGACUGCGGAGUGGGCACGAGGGUAUUCUCCGCAGAUCUGGGCAUAUCUCUCUCUAUACGUCUACCGAACUCGGCUAGCAUCUUCCAAGCAGAAGUACUAGGCAUAGAAAAAGCCUGCGAAGUUCUAUUAGAAAACCACGGGAAUAUACAUAAAGCAACUAUAUUUACGGAUAGCCAGGCGGCCCUCCUGGCAUUGUCUUCACCCAUGACAAAUUCCAGUAUAGUUCACAACUGCAAGAGAGCGCUAAGCUCAAUAAAAGACAAGCUCCAGCUAAACUUGAUCUGGGUUCCCGGCCACAGGAACAUUUUCGGUAACGAAAAAGCAGAUGAGUUGGCAAAGGCAGGAGCUUUCCUCAAUGAAUCCGAGGCGGAGCUCAUACCGAGCCCGCUAGGAUCGAUCAAAGGAGAGAUCAAUAGACAAUUUCAACAAAUUGCUAACAACAGGUGGAAAAACAUUACAAAAUGCGUCAUAGCUAAACAAUUAUGGCCAACAUACGACAGGAAAAGAACCAACGACCUAUUAAAUAGGUCAAGGAAAAGUAUAUACAGAAUAACAGCUACCACAACAGGGCACUGGCCAUUUGGGGAACAAGCGUCCAAAAUGGGUAUGCCCUACAACGACAUCUGCCGUGGCUGCGGAGUAGCAGGGAACAAGGAAACAAUCUUCCACUUUCUCUGCGAAUGCCCAGCUCUGGCACAGAUCCGACACAAAACACUCGGAAUCCACCAAGCACCAAACCUUGAAUGGAUUUCCAACAAAAGCAUAUCGGACAUAAGUAGUUUCAUCGAAACCUCAAAAUGGUUUGAGAGAGAAGGUGGAACGUAACAGCAGAUACAGGAGGUUCCACGAACAGUGUAUCAAAAUGGCACAUCAGUGCUAAUUGAGCCCGAUAGGGCUGCACUCCUACCUACCUACCUAUUAAAGACAUAAAAUUUAAUAACGCCUUAUUAAUAAAUAAGCAUCGACUUCCUUAUCGUUCAUAAGUAAUAUUGGCCAAACAAAAAAUCCAGAUGAAUUAUCGCGCAAUCGAUAGCGUGAUCAAAAAUAUGAGAUGAUAGAAAAACUCAAAAAAAACUAUCAAUAUUUAUUUGCUACGUGGCAUCGAAAUGAGAAUGGUAUCUGUGGUAUAAAAGUUUUUAAUAAGUGGGCGUGAUCGCGCUAAACGGAAUAAUAUGGAGAACGUAUAGUAAUUCAAAAGUAGUAGAUUACAAUUUUCAAAAUAGUAUAACUAUUCAUAAUCUAAACACAAAUAAUAAAUAAAACACAAAUAAAAAUAAAUAAAAAUAAAAUAUGUUUUUCCCUUGUUUGUGUAACAAUAUACAUACAUAUGUUCAUGAAGCGUUCGAAAGUAAACAGGACUUUUUGAAUCUAGCGUCUCCUGGUGGCGUCAUCUACUUGUCGACUGGUGCGUUAGAAUCUGCUAUCUUUAUCGAUUGUCCAGUGACAUUUCAUCGAUUGGCAAUGAAAUUAUUGCGUUUUAAGUGUCAGUAUGUUUGUGUUAUCAGUGCGAAAAUGAGCUUCGAACAAAAAGCGAAUAUUAAAUUUUGUUUUAAAAUUGGUCAAAGUUAUACCGAAACGUUUCAAUUGAUGAAACAAGUUAAAGGCGAUGAUUGCCUAUCCCUAAGUAGAGAGCACGAGUGGUUUCAACGUUUUCAAAGUGGUCGUGAGGACAUAAAUGACGAUCAACAUGUGGGCCAAUCAAAAUCCGUGAUCAGCGGAAAUUCCAUCGAAACUGUGCGUGAAUUCAUCAAAAAACUGAAAUCAUCAUUGAAAUUCAUGGAAUGGAACGUCUGCAAAAUAUCGAUUUAUCGCAUUUGGACCGAACAUUUGGGCUUACGAAUGAUGUGCACGGUUUGUUCCGCACAAAUUGACUGACGACCAAAAAUUGCUCAGAAUCCAACAUUCGAUCGACGCUUGUGACCGAUUAAUUGGCCAAAAAUCACAUUUUAAGCAUUAACCAACCCCUCCCCGUAUUCACCUGAUAUGGCACCGUGCUACUUUUUCCCUUUUCGGAAAAAUCAUUUGCCCAUGAAAGGGAAGCGUUAUGCAGACGUAGAGACCAUUUAAAAAGUUUUCACCUGCAUACUGGCGGUCAUACCGGCCAACGAGCUAAAACAUUCCUUUGACAUGCUUUGGACCGUGCAAAAAGCUGUAUUGAAGCAGAAGGAGACUAUCUUGAAUAAAAUAAAUUGAUUUUGCCGAAAAAAUCAUUUGUUCUGUUUGUUCCUGUUUACUUUGGAACGCACCUUGUAUAUGGUAAACGGGAAAUCAAAUAUGUAAAAUUUUUAAAACCCUUUUAUCAAAGUUGUAAUGUUUUUUUUUUAUUUCAUUCGUAAACGAGAUUUUUGUUUGUAUUAACGGAAUAAGUUUAGUUUUUUAAUUUUGGAUGACCCAAUAAUAAGUUAUGCUGUCCACGACGAGAGCAUUUUUCUGUGAGAUACUCUGGGAAAUGAGGUCUCAACAGCUGAAUUUUCAACAUUUUUAUAUCAAAAUUUCAGGAGAAAUUGUUCAAAUAUAUACCUUGUAUAAGCCAUAAUAAAUUUUUCAAAUAUAUGAUUGAUUUAAAAACGAAAAUUCAUAAAUUACCUUAUUUUUUUGUAUCUCUGAAACCCACCUAACCCCUUAAAUGACGCCGCAAACAAAAAUAGCAAACGUUUUUAUAAUUCUAUUUAUGUUUUUCAUUAAAGGGAACCUUAGCUUUAUUAGAGUAAUUAAAUAUGGAAAUUUUAUAACAAUGCAAUAUUUUUAAAAAUAAAACAUAAAAUAUACAUGUUGUGGAACCCAAGACAGAAUUGCUUAGCUGUCAGCAUUGCAAACCAAUUCUGAUUAUCAAUGGUGUAUCAAAACUGUACUAAUGCCACAAAACUUGCAAAUGAAUUCAUUUGGAAGCAAUCCCAUUAAAGUGUUUAAUAAGUUUUGAAUUAAAGGAAUAUUUUAAGAGAUAAUAUUUAUCGAAUGAAUAAAGACGCAUUUGGGUGUUUAAUUACGUUUAUUGUUUUGUAAAUCUUCUUUAAGAGGAGAGCCAGCUUUAGAACCUUCAUUAUUAAGAAUAUUUCCCAAAAGUUAUAGAUGAGAAUUCGAAAUAUUGUGGAAGCUAGAAGGGAAAUAAUGACCGAGCGUUUAGCAGAUACAUAUACAUAUAUAAGAGCGUUUGGGCAGAGAGCGAAAACUUUGACGCGCGAUUU